Hepatospora eriocheir is the source of this 978-nucleotide messenger RNA. NCBI's taxonomy places the organism in Eukaryota, Fungi, Microsporidia, Hepatosporidae. The record is from the annotation of a GenBank genome assembly.
AUGAUAAAUUUAAUACUUUUCAUAUUUGGAUUAAGUAAACACUUUAAUCCUCUUCUUGGUGCAAGACAUGUAUACAUGACUGAUCAUGAUAGUUUUCCAGAGGAUUCAAAUACAUGUUCUGAUAAUACUCAAAGUAUAAGUAUUUCAUUGGCUCAAAGUCAUGUUAGAGAAUUAAAUAAAUUAAAUGCUAGGGUUUUAAUAGAAAAAACUACACUAAGCUACAGGUAUGAGUUAUUAAAUAAAAUAAAAACUUUACCUGAUGUGUAUGUAGAAGAGGUAUUAAAUACUGUUAUUCAUUUAAAUUCUUUUUUAAGAACUAUGAAUGACAAUUUGAUUAAAGAAAAGUCAAAUUUUGAAUUAGAAAGAGAGAAUACAUCAGAAUACAGAAAUUGUGAUAUACCUUCCUUUCUAAGUGAAUACUUUCAAUAUUCUGAAAGUAUGAAUCCUAAUUCAAACAAUUCUACAUUAAUAUGUAACUUUAAUAAGAAUCAUUUCUCAGAUUUAAUUUUAAAAAACGAUUUAAGAAAUGUUAUUUCUAGCCUUUUUGAAGAUCAUAAAAAUUUGAUGGUUUUUAUUAGUGAGAAUCGUAAUAAAUAUGAAUGUAUUUUAAAUUUAAUUCAAGGAUACAAAAAAAUUAUUAAAGGAUUGUAUAAUGUAAAAGUAUUGGAUUCAAUUUGUAUAUUUCGUAAUUUUAAAGAGUACAUUUGUUCUAUUUUUAGUUUUAAGAAAUCUGAAAUUGUGGAUAUGGAUUUAGUUAGAGCAACAAUAUUGUUUUUAAAUCAUGAAAAUUUAGAAGAACAGGAGAGAAAAGAUUUAAACUAUGAGAUAGAGAAGAUAUUAAAAUGUUGGGAUUAUCUUUUCUAUAUGAUAAAGGAUAUUGAAGUUAUGAUAAAUUUAAUUAUUAGUGAUAAGAAACACUUAAAAUUUAAAACCACGAAAGUGGAAAUAAGUGAUGAAUUUGAAAUUAUUGAUAAUUAA